Danio rerio (zebrafish) is the source of this 2069-nucleotide messenger RNA. RefSeq names its product interferon regulatory factor 2a (gene irf2a). The record is from RefSeq and is marked validated. Gene Ontology annotation, cellular component: nucleus. Gene Ontology annotation, molecular function: sequence-specific DNA binding; DNA-binding transcription factor activity; transcription cis-regulatory region binding. Lineage: Eukaryota; Metazoa; Chordata; Actinopteri; Cypriniformes; Danionidae. Gene Ontology annotation, biological process: animal gross anatomical part developmental process; regulation of DNA-templated transcription; regulation of transcription by RNA polymerase II.
UGGUUGAUUCACUUCCGGGAUUUCCUAAGCGAGUGUUUUUUUCGUCAUUGUAUUAAAUUCGGUCGACACGUAACGAGCGAUUCAUACGUCGAUUUAAAGAAUUCACGACAUUGCUCUUCGUGAAGCGGAGGAAAACCUAAAUAUUACAUGAUCAUGUUUACCGCGUAGUUCUAUAACAGGAUUGUAAAUCAAAUCUCAUCGAGCUAUUUAGGAGUGUAAUCGGUUGCUUCUCAUUCAGCAUCAAGAUGCCAGUGGACAGAAUGCGAAUGCGCCCCUGGUUGGAGGAGCAGAUUAACAGUGGACAAAUUAAAGGUCUUCACUGGGUGAAUGAGGAAAAAAAGAUAUUUCAGAUACCAUGGAUGCACGCAGCCAGACAUGGAUGGGAUUUGGAAAAGGAUGCACCAUUAUUCAUGAAGUGGGCCAUUCACACAGGAAAGUAUUGCCCAGGUAUCGACAAACCAGAUCCUAAGACAUGGAAGGCCAACUUUCGAUGUGCUAUGAAUUCUCUUCCAGACAUUGAGGAAGUGAAAGAUAAAAGCAUGAAAAAAGGAAGCAAUGCUUUUAGAAUGUACAGAAUGCUUUCGUCAUCUGAAAAAGCUGUUAGGAAAGGAAGAAAAAAGAUGGACCCGGAGCAGAAAGCAAAAGUAGGAACGCAUGACCAAACAUAAAAAGAACAGCCUCACUAAAUAUUACAAAUGAUCUCACAACUGUGCUCAAUUCUUUAGAGGGUUUUUCAGAAACGAAAAGCUGGCACUCCGAGAAAAUAUAAAAUGCUAAAAGAACUGAGUGAAGAGGAGUUAAGGGAGGACAUUACACCAGACAGCACUGUGCUAUUAGCUGGUAAAUAACCAUUUGUUUUUCCCUCACUUGUUCUACCCUACAAAAUCACAGCAAUAACGGACACAGCAUUGGAUAGUACCCUUUUUUAUCUGCCAAAACGUAUUUGAAGACAGAAGAUUGACGUAAAAUGUGUACAUUUCGUUGCAUUAGUCUUGAACCACUUUAUAUUUAAGGAUGUGUCUCUAACUACUAUGUACUAAUAUGUAAAUUUUAUGUGUAUAUAUAUGUUUUAGCUUUGUUUUAAAAUGUAGCUAUAUUUGACGUAUUUCUCAACAUAACUCUGUAACUUUAACCCUAAACAAACCUUUAAAGCGUAUCUAGACUUACAGACUCUAAAUUUAACACUUUACUUUACAUUUCACUUCAUUCGUUGUACAAUUUAGAUUUUAGAUGACGUUUGUACAUUAUAGUUAAAGACACCGAAUAUAAAGUGGGAACGAUCGUAUCAAAAAGUGUCUUCUGAACAUUGCAAGACAUCAGAAGUAGUUUUUCUUUUAACCAACUGGUCUCUGUGUUUUUUACAACCAAAAUAUGUCCACAUGCUAUCUGCCUUAAACAAUAUUUCUGUUGUUUAAUUAUGUAAAUACAAACUUGUUUUUUUUGUUAAAUGCUUUGCUGAAACCACUUGUGCUCUUUGUUAUUAAAGUGCCCCUAUUAUGCUCGUUUUGUUUCGAAGGUCUCAUAUAUUAAAUUUACAUGCAUACAAGGUCAUCACAAGCCCGUUUUUUCAAAGUGUCUUAAACAAUUUGUCUGGGGAUUCGCUUUUUCUAAACUCCUCCAUUCCAAGAGCUUAUUCUGCUCUGAUUGGUUUUUUGUUCACAGCGCGUGUUAGAAAUGAAACAUUGAUUACCAUAUCAACUAAGGGGUUUUGUUUUCCUCGAGCAUUGGUAAAGAAAAAAUGGUAAAAAAAUGUUAUGCUACUUUGAGCAUGUCCCCGAUAAUAAAUCAUUGGAAGAACUAGUUGAUCAACCCAAACCUGCAUUGGAAGCAUGACUUUAGCAGGACUUUUAUACUGGUAAGUUUUUACCUUGUGUUUUUCCAGUACUUUUAGUUGGUACAUUUUUAUUUCUUAUAGCUGUAUAAUAGGUCUAUCUACAUGUACAUGUGUUCCAUAAAUGCAAGGAAACAGUUUGUAUGUAUUCACAAGUAACAUUAGCUGGAUAAGUCCAUUUCACAUAUUGUAAGCUGUAUGUUUGAGCUUAAAGUAGAAUAAAAGUCUACUUAACAUA